Molecule: messenger RNA, 2411 nt
Organism: Manis pentadactyla (Chinese pangolin)
Lineage: Eukaryota; Metazoa; Chordata; Mammalia; Pholidota; Manidae
Gene: MAD2L1BP
Product: MAD2L1 binding protein
Exons: 4
Coding region: 287-1309 (340 amino acids)
Biological process (GO): regulation of exit from mitosis
Cellular component (GO): nucleus
Source: RefSeq, a predicted model, not a curated record
CUUACAUCAGAAUCAAGUUUUGUGGGCGCUCCUGGGUUUGGCCCCUUGGCGCGAUCCCAGACAACAGGUUUUGGACUUGGAGAACUGCAAGACUCCGAGCGACUUGUCCCUUCCAGCCUGCUGGCCUCGCCACUACCUGUUUCUUCCCCGACGUCCGGCGUAUUGUCGGGACAGUGAACCCCUUGAGGACAGUUCUCUGCCUUGUUUGCCGGAGUCCCCACAACCAAGGACAGUGCCUGGAACGAAGUAGGUGCAGUGAAUAGUGAACGCAGGAGAGAAUGGAUGGAUGAGGUCGGGUGCAGUAGCUGAAGGGCUCAGCGUACCCUUGAUGGUGUUGGGAGGUACAAGGUUCAAAUACCAGCCAGCCUGGCAUCCAUCACAGCGGCGGUGCCGCGUCCACUUCCGGCCGGAAGUGGAAGAGCGGGCUUCCCAUGUUACCCCGCGGGGCGCCCAUUCAAACAGCUCGGAGAAGAGGGAGUUGGUCGUGAUGGCCGCCCCGGAGCCGGAAGUGCUUUCCCUAGCCGCAGUCCUUGAUUUGGAGUGGUAUGAGAAGUCGGAGGAAACCCACGUCCCCCAGAUAGAACUACUCGAGACAACCUCUGCCCAAGAGCCUACCAACCCUUCGGAGCCCUUUGGCCCCAGAGACUACAUGGUGCCAGUGGUGUUUCCCGGGCCUGUGAGCCAGGAAGGCUGCUGUCGGUUUACUUGUGAACUUCUAAAGCAUAUCAUGUACCAACGCCAGCAACUACCUCUACCCUAUGAACAGCUUAAGCACUUCUACCGAAAACCUCCCCAGGCAGAGGAUGUGGUGAAGAAGCAGCCCCGGGCCGCCACUGAAUUGAGCAGCAGAAAAUGCCAACAAGCCCUGGCAGAACUGGAGAGUGUCCUCAGCCACCUAGAGGCUCUCUUUGCCCGGACACUAGUACCUCGAGUGCUUAUCCUCCUUGGCGGUAGUGCGCUAUGCCCCAAGGAGUUCUACGAGCUUGACCUGUCCUGCCUGGCCCCCAACAGCAGGGACCAGAGCCUGAGCACAGCAGCUUGUUUGCGCCGUCUUUUCCGAGCCAUUUUCAUGGCUGAUGCUUUCAGUGAGCUGCAGGCUCCUCCGCUCAUGGGCACCGUGGUUAUGGUACAGGGGCACCGUGACUGUGGAGAAGAUUGGUUUCGACCCAAGCUCAACUACCGAGUGCCCAGCCGGGGCCACAAACUGACGGUGACCCUGUCCUGUGGUAGACCCUCUGUCCCAACCACGGCCUGGGAGGAUUACAUUUGGUUCCAGGCACCAGUGACACUUAAAGGCUUCCAUGAGUGAAUCGGGUGCUUCUUAAUCGGGAACACAAUGGCUAAUUUAUCUUUCCCCCUGUGGUAUCAAGUCACCUUUCUGUUGCUUGGAGCUAGAGUUGCUGCCUGGUGAGAGAAGGUUCUAUCCCUCUGGCUGCCUGCCUCCCCUCCUCAGACUUCCUGGUGUGCUAAUGAUAUAGCUGUGGCUGUCAUAAUCAUUGUUGAACAACAUCUCUUUGAAUCAAAGGUAGAUUUUCCCAGAAGAUGCUGGACCAGGCAUUUCUGUUUGAGAUUGUAAAGCAAACGUGGGCCCGUAGACAGACAUUCUCACGGAGGUGGCCCUUUUCUGCUUUCUGUUGUGUCCUUUCAGAAUUUUUGCCAGGUGUGACUCACAAACUUAAAUAUAAAAUGAAUGGAUUUAUACUAAAUUUUCCUGGACAUCUUUUGGCAUAAAGAGACUUUCUAGGCUUAAGGCUGGAGUGUUUUGUCUUUCUCCUUGGCCUCUUAUGCUUCAGGGCUCCCAGGAUUAUUUUUUACUAAUGUGCUGUUUCUCUUCAUCAGAAUGCAGGGGAGUCUGGGAAGUUACAUGACUUGGCCAAGGUUCUAUAACAGUUUGAUAUCAGAGUUGGGGCUAGAGUCCUUGUCAGAUAACUCCUGCCCUGAUGUUCUUUUCUUGCCAUGCACCAGGAUUUGUGAGCCUUACAGUACAUGUGCCCAAAGCAAAGGUCACACAGGGGAAGAGGACUGACUGAGAGACUGGGCUGAGAAAAGGGAACUGAGCAGAUCUUUGCAAAGCCUGAUUGAACUGUAGGUUGAGGCCCCAUGACUGCCCUUUGGGAUCAGCUCCUUGAGGCCAAAUAUCCCUCCUGGAGUUCUGCCCUGUCUCCAUUGUAGUUGUCUGAUGGCUGCUUGGCACUGACUGUUGGUCAUAUAGUCCUUAGGCAAACCCUGUCUUCCUGCCUGUGGCAAUUCGUCCUCCAAAAUUCCAGAAGCCACACUUCUGACUUUGCCGUCCUGGUCCUCGCUGUUAUCUUCUCCAGUUUGAUGCUGUCCUGACUGCCAAGUGUUCAUGAUCUUUGUCCCUGAGACCUGAGAACACCUGUUUAUUUCUUGAAGACAGAAUGUUUACCCUG